Molecule: messenger RNA, 1593 nt
Organism: Seriola aureovittata
Lineage: Eukaryota; Metazoa; Chordata; Actinopteri; Carangiformes; Carangidae
Exons: 5
Coding region: 128-1075 (315 amino acids)
Molecular function (GO): DNA binding
Source: RefSeq, a predicted model, not a curated record
UUUUUUUUCUUUGUGUGUGUGUGUGUGUGUGUGUUUUUCCGUCCUGAGCCGCAGCUGAAGAACCGGAACAUUCCCGGGUCCACUCGGACAUUAAAGUCCCGGCAGUGGCUCCGGUUCGAGUGUCCAGAUGACGGAGAGUCCGGACAGCAGUGUCCUGCAGCGGACACACAGCGGAACCGGGACCGGCCCGGCGGUGGUGAAGGUGGAGUCAGGUGUGACGAGUGUGUCAGGUACGUCGGAUCUGACACCGUCACAGAUCGCUGAGCUUCACUUCCUGCGUUCGAGGGUUCGAGAGCUGGAGAGAGAGAAGGCAGAGCUGUCGGCUGAGAACCAGAGACUGAAAAACAUGCUGGUCCACGAGAUCCCUGGGCUCCUGUCCACCAUGUGGCAGACGUUGGGCCAGGUCAACAGUCACCAUUCCGUCUCCACGGCAACAGGCGGGAGCGACAGUUUCGCGCUUUAUCACCCCCACACAGCGACCAAUCAGGACGGAGACUUUAGCCCUCAGGUCCAGGUUCAGCAGCUCCAGGAUGAGCUGAGUAGGGACCUGUCAGAGUGCUGGGGUCCGCUGGGCGCCGAGGACGACGAGGUCCCAGGAGGAGCAGACCUGGGCUUCGGGAGCCACAUGGGGGAGGUGGCACCGCUCUGCAGCCAGACUGACAUGGAGGAGCUGAGGAGGGGCUGCUCUGAGAGCCAGUGUACCGCCGGAGACGUAACCGGACAGGUGAGCCAGGUGGAGGUGUAUCCGGGCUCUGGUGUGCUCUGUGAUGUGCGGUCUUGGCAGGCAGCCAAUCAGGCGCAGUCACCCACAGCAAUGGCUCGGAUGCUGCUACUGGGUGUGUUUGAUAUGGACACGCUGAUGAACAGUAACCUGAGAGGUGGGCGGAGCCGCCGGCCCGCCUUCCACCCACAACGAAGCGCGCUUGACCCACACAGGAUCAACGCCAUCUUCAACGCCAUCUUGGCUCGGUUUCCUCUCGCCAAGAAGGGAGUCAUCGGCUCCGGCAUCAACUCCAAACUCUCUGAGAUCCGUUUUCGCUCCCGCAGAGCCAAUCGGGAUCCCCGGUUCCUCUGAUGGACAGCUGGAAAGCCCCACCUACCUCACAGAAAACAAUACGAUUCGUCCAAUGAGAAUGCUGCAGUGUGGAGCUGCUGGACCAAUGAGAACUCAGCAGUCUGGACAAGCUCGACCAAUGAGCUGCUGUCAGACAGUUUAAUGUGAAACUCUGUUCAAGCUCAGUUUCUCCUUCAUGUACAACCAGAUGCUGGAUUCUACUGUGUUCUACUGUCUCUAAUAUGGAGGCAGCCGGAGCAGAGGACGGACAGGACAGGGGGACAAAAGGACGAGAGGACAAGUGGACAAAAGGAAAAGAGGACAAGGGGACAGAAGAAAAGGAGGAUGGGAAGACAGGAGGACAAGGGGACAAGAGUAGAAGGGGACAGUAGAAUAAGGGGACAAGGGGACAAAGGGACAAAAGGAAAGGGGGACACGUUGUGAUGUUUGUGUUGAUGUUGUCAUGUUUAUAUUUGUUGGUUUGUGUCGUAAUUUUCUCUAAAUUACAUCAGUGGAAAUGAAUAAACUAUUAAGACAUG